GCUGGGGUUUGUCCGCCCGGAGCGCUCGGAAUCCCGGCAGGAAGGGGAGCCCUGCUGCGCCAGGAGGCGAUCGCUUCCCGGGAGGACGGGGGGGUCCCAGAGAGCCCGGACAAGGCGCUGGAAAAGGGGAGCAGCCAGCCCGAGCCUGGAAGGAGCUGGAGCGGGGCCGGGAGCGCGCAGGGAGAGCUCAGUCCUGGGGGAACGCGGGGAGAUUCCAGCUCCAAAGCAGGAAUCUGCCCUGGGAAGGGCAGUGAGGGGGAUUCUCAGCCCUCUCCGGGCAUGGAAAAACCACCCGAAGUGCCGAAAGCCGCCCCGGAGCGAGCGGAGGGCAGCAGGGCUGAGGUGUGCCCGUGGGAGAGCCGGGAGCAGGGAAGGAGUGUCCGAGCAGAAAUCUGCCCCUGGGACACAGAGGGGGCUCCGCCCGAGCAGGAGGGGCAGGGAUCCCCCAAAAAAGGUGUGGAACAGCCUGGGAUGGGGCUCGCAGGAAAACCCCCAGCUCCAGCCAAACCCUCAUCCCAGCGGGCUGGAACCACGGAGAGCAAAAAGGCGAACGUCUGUCCCUGGGAGGUGGAGGAUGAGCCGAGCCCAAAAACAGAGAUCUGCCCGUGGGAACAGGCAGCAGCUCCGUCGGGGAAAGAGAGAUUGAGGCAGGACACGAGUGGCACUUCCAAGGGGGAGGAAAAAGUGGGAUCCAGAGCGCCAGAAAAAGGAAAGCAGCCCCCAGCCAAAGCCCUGCCUAAAUCUCCUUCAGGGAAAUCCCAGAGCUCCGAGAAGGCUGAGAUCUGUCCCUGGGAGGUUGAAUCCAGUGACAAAGCUGAGAUCUGUCCCUGGGAAGUGGCUGAACCUCAGCUGGAGAAGGGAACAGCUCCAGGAAAGGAGAAAGUCCCAGGAAAACAAGCCACAAAAGCUCUGGAGAAGGGGAGCAGGGAGAGGGAAUCGAUCUGUCCUUGGGAGAGCCCAGACACGGAGCAGCCUCCGGCCAAAUCCAGCACCAGAAGCUCAGCAGUGCCCAAGGCAGCUCCAGAGACAUCUCAGAGCUCCGAGAAGGCAGAGAUCUGUCCCUGGGAGGUCGAAUCCAGUGACAAAGCUGAGAUCUGUCCCUGGGAGACUCAGGACUCUAAAUCCAGUGACAAAGCCGAGAUCUGUCCCUGGGAAGUGUCAGAGCCUCCCUCCCAGCAGCCAAAGCAGGUCCCUGCUGGGGGCUCCAAGGGGGACAAGCGCAUCACACGCCAGGCAGCGCUGGCCAGCCCGGAGAGAUCCCUGGACAGCAGAGACCGAGUGUCCGUCUGUCCCUGGGAGACUCAGGACUCUAAAUCCAGUGACAAAGCCGAGAUCUGUCCCUGGGAGACUCAGGACUCUAAAUCCAGUGACAAAGCCGAGAUCUGUUCCUGGGAGGUGUCUGAGCCUCAGCUGGAGAAGGGAACAGCCCCGAGAAAGGAGAAAGUCCCAGGAAAACAAGCCACAAAUGCUCUGGAGAAGGGGAGCAGAGAGAGGGAAUCGAUCUGUCCCUGGGAGAGCCCAGACACGGAGCAGCCUCCGGCCAAAUCCAGCACCAGGAGCUCAGCAGUGCCCAAGGCAGCUCCAGGGACAUCUCAGAGCUCCGAGAAGGCAGAGAUCUGUCCCUGGGAGGUUGAAUCCAGUGACAAAGCUGAGAUCUGUCCCUGGGAGACUCAGGACUCUAAAUCCAGUGACAAAGCCGAGAUCUGCCCCUGGGAGGUGGCUGAACCUCAGCUGGAGAAGGGAACAGCCCCGGGAAAGGAGAAAGUCCCAGGAAAACAAGCCACAAAUGCUCUGGAGAAGGGGAGCAGGGAGAGGGAAUCGAUCUGUCCUUGGGAGAGCCUGGACGGAGCAGCCUCUGACAAAGCUGAGAUCUGUCCCUGGGAGGUGGCUGAGCCUCAGCUGGAGAAGGGAACAGCCCCGGGAAAGGAGAAAAUCCCACUAAAAGAAGCCUCCAAAGCUCUGGAGAAGGGGAGCAGAGACCGAGUGUCCGUCUGUCCAUGGGAGAGCCCGGACACGGAGCAGCCUCCGGCCAAACCCCGCACUGGGAGCUCAGCAGUGCCCAAAGCACCUCCAGGGAAAUCCCAGAGCUCGGAGAAGGCAGAGAUCUGUCCCUGGGAGGUUGAAUCCAGUGACAAAGCUGAGAUCUGUCCUUGGGAAGCGGCUGAACCUCAGAUGGAAAAAGGAACAGCUCCGGGAAAGGAGAAAGUCCCAGGAAAACAAGUCUCUAAAGCUCUGGAGAAGGGGAGCAGAGAGAGGGAAUCGAUCUGUCCUUGGGAGACUCAGGACUCUAAAUCCAGUGACAAAGCCGAGAUCUGUCCCUGGGAGGUGGCUGAGCCUCAGCUGGAGAAGGGAACAGCUCCAGGAAAGGAGAAAAUCCCACCAAGAGGAGCCUCCAAAGCUCUGGAGAAGGGGAGCAGAGACCGAGCGUCCGUCUGUCCAUGGGAGAGCCCGGACACGGAGGAGCUCUCCCUGGAAACUGCAGCGGGGAAGGAGCCAUCCAAAAAAUCCGACAGCACGGAGAGCAGGAAAUCUGAAAUCUGUCCUUGGGAAGCAGCAGAGCCCGUGGGGUCAGAGGAGGAAAUCUCCCAGCCACGGGGAGCCCACAGGGAUUCCCCAGCAGGGAUGGGACAGGCAGGAGCCAGCGCCGUGUCUGCAACACUUGUGGAAAAUUCCAGGGGCAGAUCCCGCGGGGAAGCCGAGCACAGGCCCCUGUGCCGGCUCCUGCCCGGCGUGCAGCACCCAGGGGUGGGCAGCAGCUCCAGCCCCGGCACUGGCCUGGCCGAGGUUUGUCCUUGGGAAGCUGGAGAGGCUCCAGCGCCUGCCAGGCCCGGCUCGGACACGAGGAAAAGCUCCGAGGUGUGUCCGUGGGAGGAGGAGAGCGCGGAGCCAUCCCGGAGCUGCCCCGGCCAGGGCAGAGCUGGGGGGAGCUCCCGGGAUGGGGGUGGGGUGUGAGCGGAUCCCAGCAGCAGUGGGUCCAUCCUCCCAUGGAUCCAUCCAUCAUCCAUCCAUGGAUCCAUCCAUC
Cyanistes caeruleus (blue tit) is the source of this 3022-nucleotide messenger RNA. Lineage: Eukaryota; Metazoa; Chordata; Aves; Passeriformes; Paridae. The record is from RefSeq and is a predicted model, not a curated record.